AAGGACACCACGCCAGUGUUUUCCUGCCUUCCUUCCGAGAUGGAAAGAGGAGCUCCUAGCUCACUUAAGCCGGGGUAGGGCUGGUUCUCCUUUCCGAGCCAAAAUCCCAGGCGAUGGUGAAUUAUGAACGUGCCACACCAUGAAGCUCUUGUGGCAGGUAACUGUGCACCACCACACCUGGAAUGCCAUCCUGCUCCCGGUCGUCUACCUCACGGCGCAAGUGUGGAUACUGUGUGCAGCCAUCGCUGCUGCCGCCUCAGCCGGGCCCCAGAACUGCCCCUCUGUCUGCUCGUGCAGUAACCAGUUCAGCAAGGUGGUGUGCACCCGCCGGGGCCUCUCCGAGGUCCCGCAGGGUAUUCCCUCCAACACCCGGUACCUCAACCUCAUGGAGAACAACAUCCAGAUGAUCCAGGCCGACACCUUCCGCCACCUCCACCACCUGGAGGUCCUGCAGUUGGGCAGGAACUCCAUCCGGCAGAUUGAGGUGGGGGCCUUCAAUGGCCUGGCCAGCCUCAACACCCUGGAGCUGUUCGACAACUGGCUGACAGUCAUCCCUAGCGGGGCCUUUGAAUACCUGUCCAAGCUGCGGGAGCUCUGGCUUCGCAACAACCCCAUCGAAAGCAUCCCCUCUUACGCCUUCAACCGGGUGCCCUCCCUCAUGCGCCUGGACUUGGGGGAGCUCAAGAAGCUGGAGUAUAUCUCUGAGGGAGCUUUUGAGGGGCUGUUCAACCUCAAAUACCUGAACUUGGGCAUGUGCAACAUUAAAGACAUGCCCAAUCUCACCCCCCUGGUGGGGCUGGAGGAGCUGGAGAUGUCAGGGAACCACUUCCCUGAGAUCAGGCCUGGCUCCUUCCAUGGCCUGAGCUCCCUCAAGAAGCUCUGGGUCAUGAACUCACAGGUCAGCCUGAUUGAGCGGAAUGCUUUUGACGGGCUGGCUUCACUUGUGGAACUCAACUUGGCCCACAAUAACCUCUCUUCUUUGCCCCAUGACCUCUUUACCCCGCUGAGGUACCUGGUGGAGUUGCACCUACACCACAAUCCUUGGAACUGUGAUUGUGACAUUCUGUGGCUAGCCUGGUGGCUUCGAGAGUAUAUACCCACCAAUUCCACCUGCUGUGGCCGCUGUCAUGCUCCCAUGCACAUGCGAGGCCGCUACCUCGUGGAGGUGGACCAGGCCUCUUUCCAGUGCUCUGCCCCCUUCAUCAUGGAUGCGCCUCGAGACCUUAAUAUUUCUGAGGGUCGGAUGGCAGAACUUAAGUGUCGGACUCCCCCUAUGUCCUCCGUGAAGUGGUUGCUGCCCAAUGGGACAGUGCUCAGCCACGCCUCCCGCCACCCACGGAUCUCUGUCCUCAACGACGGCACCUUGAACUUUUCCCACGUGCUGCUUUCAGACACUGGGGUAUACACAUGCAUGGUGACCAAUGUGGCAGGCAACUCCAACGCCUCGGCCUACCUAAAUGUGAGCACGGCCGAGCUCAACACCUCCAACUACAGCUUCUUCACCACAGUAACAGUGGAGACCACGGAGAUCUCGCCUGAGGACACAACGCGAAAGUACAAGCCUGUUCCUACCACGUCCACUGGUUACCAGCCGGCAUAUACCACCUCUACCACGGUGCUCAUUCAGACCACCCGUGUGCCCAAGCAGGUGGCAGUACCCGCGACAGACACCACUGACAAGAUGCAGACCAGUCUGGAUGAAGUCAUGAAGACCACCAAGAUCAUAAUUGGCUGCUUUGUGGCAGUGACUCUGCUAGCUGCCGCCAUGUUGAUUGUCUUCUAUAAACUUCGUAAGCGGCACCAGCAGCGGAGUACAGUCACAGCCGCCCGGACUGUUGAGAUUAUCCAGGUGGACGAAGACAUCCCAGCAGCAACAUCCGCAGCAGCAACAGCAGCUCCGUCCGGUGUAUCAGGUGAGGGGGCAGUAGUGCUGCCCACAAUUCAUGACCAUAUUAACUACAACACCUACAAACCAGCACAUGGGGCCCACUGGACAGAAAACAGCCUGGGGAACUCUCUGCACCCCACAGUCACCACUAUCUCUGAACCUUAUAUAAUUCAGACCCAUACCAAGGACAAGGUACAGGAAACUCAAAUAUGACUCCCCUCCCCCCAAAAACUUAUAAAAUGCAAUAGAAUGCACACAAAGACAGCAACUUUUGUACAGAGUGGGGAGAGACUUUUUCUUGUAUAUGCUUAUAUAUUAAAUCUAUGGGCUGGUUAAAACAGAUUAUAUUAAAAUUUAAAAACAAAAAGUCAAAACAAAAAUAUUUUCUAACUUGUAAGUUCUAUUUAAAGGGGGUGGGGGGGAAUCUUGGGAAUGUUGUGGGGUACAAGCCACA
This is a messenger RNA of Macaca mulatta (Rhesus monkey), 2342 nucleotides long. RefSeq names its product leucine rich repeat containing 4 (gene LRRC4). Gene Ontology annotation, biological process: excitatory synapse assembly; postsynaptic density protein 95 clustering; synaptic membrane adhesion. Gene Ontology annotation, cellular component: postsynaptic density membrane; glutamatergic synapse; plasma membrane. Lineage: Eukaryota; Metazoa; Chordata; Mammalia; Primates; Cercopithecidae. The record is from RefSeq and is marked provisional. Gene Ontology annotation, molecular function: protein binding.